Hansenula ciferrii is the source of this 1269-nucleotide messenger RNA. It is a transcript of the gene YOS9, whose product is annotated as Yos9p. Bases 1 to 1269 code for a protein of 422 amino acids. The record is from RefSeq and is a predicted model, not a curated record. Gene Ontology annotation, cellular component: endoplasmic reticulum lumen. The transcript has a single exon. Gene Ontology annotation, biological process: retrograde protein transport, ER to cytosol; endoplasmic reticulum unfolded protein response. Lineage: Eukaryota; Fungi; Ascomycota; Saccharomycetes; Phaffomycetales; Wickerhamomycetaceae.
AUGCAAUCUUCCAAUACAGAUUAUAUGUGUCAUAUUCCACAAGUCUCAAGUAAUAAUCAACAUGAUCCAUUUGCCACAAUUGAAGAAGAAAGUCGAAGUGAGAAGAUCAAAACAGCGGUAAAACAAAUAAAGGAAACUUUAGAAAAUGCAUGGCUUUUCCAUAAUUCAGGUUAUUGGUCAUUUGGAUUUAAAUUUGGUCAAGAAUUAUCACAAUUUCAUGGGAAGGAAAAAGAUUUCUUAGAAAACAAAAAUGUUAGAUAUAUAUUAGGUGUUCCGAACAAAAGUGAUAACUAUAAUGAUUAUUCUUUACAUAAGGAAGGUGGUGUUUGGUUUCUUCGAUAUAAUUUGAAGGGCGGUACAACUUGUGAUUUGACAGGAAGACCAAGAACAGCUGAAAUUCAAUUUAUGUGUGAUCCAUCACAUGUUGAUCCAAGUUUAAAUUGGGUUAAGGAAUAUAAAUCAUGUCAAUAUCAUGCUCAGAUAUCAAUACCACAACUAUGCUCGGAUGACUUGUUUGGUAUGAAUAAAGAAGAAAUCAUACAUGAAAUUGAAUGUACUAAAGUUAUUGAUCAAGAUACAGAAUUUAUUGAAAAGGAUAAAUUGAUUCAAAAAUCAUUUACUGAUCAUGAUGACAAAAUAUCAAUAGAGGAUUAUGAGUUAGAAUCAAUUGGAAAUGGUAUAUUUCUGGGGAAACCAACCAAUCAAAAUAAAACAAAUAUAUUCAUCACAAAUUCUGAAGAUAUUAAUAAUGAACUUUUAGGUAAACUAUCAAGUGCAUAUGCAAAAGGUUUAGUGACGUCCAAAAUUAAAAUACCAGUAACACCUGGAUCUCCAGUUGGAACUUCACAAAUUGCUAAACUUCUGUAUGAAACUUAUGUUUAUAAUGUUAGAGGUGAAUACUUAACUACUGUACAAAUUCAAUGGAGAGAAAAUGGUCAACUGGUGACUUAUAAUCGUGAAGGAUUAAGUCUGUUGAAACAUAAUUUCAAAAAAAUUGUUAGCGAGGAUGAGAAUGGUGUGGUUAGUAGUUCAUUAGAUGAUAACUCAAAUAAUAAUCCAGAGGAAAAGGUAGUAGAUCAUGCAAAAAAUGAAGAGAAUGAGGAAAAUAAAGGCAAUGAAGGCGUUGAAAGUAAUGAAGGUGUUGACGGUAAAGCAGACGAAAAAACUUCUGAUGAGUAUAAAGAGACUGUUAUUGAAGUGGAAGUUUUGGAUGAUGGUGACGUGUCUAAUGAACCUGAAGAGCAAACCAUAGUUCAUGAUGAACUUUGA